Liolophura sinensis is the source of this 990-nucleotide messenger RNA. Its product is annotated as homeobox protein HMX3-B-like. Gene Ontology annotation, molecular function: RNA polymerase II transcription regulatory region sequence-specific DNA binding; DNA-binding transcription factor activity, RNA polymerase II-specific. The record is from RefSeq and is a predicted model, not a curated record. Gene Ontology annotation, cellular component: nucleus. NCBI's taxonomy places the organism in Eukaryota, Metazoa, Mollusca, Polyplacophora, Chitonida, Chitonidae. Gene Ontology annotation, biological process: regulation of transcription by RNA polymerase II. The coding region runs from base 1 to 990 and encodes 329 amino acids. The transcript is spliced from 2 exons.
AUGUCGUCUAAAACAACGACUGACACGAAAUCGGACUCAGGGCCAACCACAUCUACAUCGACCAAAUCAUCCUUCAGCAUCAGCAGCAUUCUGAGCAGAGAUGAUAAGAAAGAUGACGAAAAGUUCAAAUCUGUAAAUUUAAGAGAAACUGUAUCUACCUCUCCUCACGAUGACAGACGGUCUGUAUCGAAGAGCGGGGAAUCCAUGUUCAGCUUCCUUGAUGCUCGCCUAGCGGCCCAUUACCAACAAGCGAAUUCGUCUUAUAUGGACUGGGCAAUCCACGCCAAGAACAGUGCGGCUGCUUUGGGAUGUUUCUCUCUUUACUCAUCCAGCCCCUAUUUCCCUCUUUCUUUGCAACGCUCUGCGGCUACAGUGACCCCAUUACCUCCUUCUACCCAGACAAGCACACCGAAACUGCCACGACCGAAAACCCCGGUGCCCAGUGAACCGUGCUCCACUCCACCUCACUCCCCAUCCCCACCUCUACCGGACACAGAAGAGGGUGAGGGGAGUGAGUACGGAGACCAACAGAGGCCCUCACAAAAUGGCGACGACGGGAAACCUGACUCGGGUUUGACGGAUGACAAGCGCUGCUCACGGAAGAAGAAGACGAGGACCGUAUUUUCGAGAAGCCAAGUAUUUCAACUGGAAUCGAUGUUCGAUAUGAAGCGCUAUCUGUCCAGCUCGGAGAGGGCAGGGCUGGCGGCAUCUUUGCACCUCACAGAGACCCAGGUGAAAAUCUGGUUCCAGAAUCGCCGCAAUAAAUGGAAAAGACAGUUAGCGGCAGAACUUGAGGCGGCCAACAUGGCACAUGUGACUCAGCGGAUGGUGAGAGUUCCUAUCCUGUAUCAUAACUCUGGUUCCUCUUCAAGCACUGGGGAGGCCAAUCCUCAGUAUUCCAUGUCCCUAUCCUCACUGCAUCCUCUGUAUUUCUCGCCUAAUUACCCAUCAUUAUCAGCCGUUAAAUCCUCAUUGCCUGGCGUCGUGUAA